ACAAGAAACGGGGAUCAGCUGUUUGGGAUUCCAGCACCAAGUAUACUACACUGCCAGUCCCCUCGAGGGUCGACGCAAGCCUCGAAGCAUAUCUGCUUGGAAUACGACUCCCAACCCCUCAAUGCCCGGGUAGAUGGCAGGCUGAAGAGCCGGAGAAAAAAGCCUAAACUGAAUCCCGUACGAUGUUCUAUUUCGGUUGACUCUCACGAUUUCCCCGAGGGUUGAUCAGUUGACUCUGGCUGGAGGGACUUCUGGACGUACAUGUGGUAUCGGAAAGAUCGAGGCGGAGAUACGCACCUACGCAUGUACCUCAGACCGCAGACGGGGGAGACUGGGGAAAUGCAUUGACUCUUGAGAUCUGUAAACCAUCCAGAUUCGAUGUAUCGGGCAUUCUCAGGAUCUACUGUCACAGAAUGAUUUCAAGAGACGUGGGCGGUGGAAGGGCUGGAAGCAUCGUGAUGGAGGACGACGACUGUCAACGCGUCGGGGAAUGCAGAACCGCCGUUCCCGUAUCGCAAGUUCGCCAGGGUCCGAAAGGCAAAAGUGAAAAUUACCCGCCACCGGCCGAGUGGAGCAGCGAAGAUCCAUCCAUCCAUCCUCCAUCCAUUCAUCGACAUUCUUCCUUCAAGUCAGGGAUCGGCAUCAAAGGUGGGUGGGUGGACGGCAGCGGACUAUCUACCUGCACACUGUCGAGGAGGCAGGGGAAGAAGAAUAAUGAAUUGACUCUUCACAAAAGAAAAUCAGAAAACAAAAAAAAACAAGAGGAUGACGAGGAAGAAUACAAGCAAAGGCAAUAAUAGGAAAUUCGAGGUAAAAAGGUAACGCAGCAGAGGAACUUGGCACCCGGCGGGAGGCGUCAACAGGCCGAGCAUAAGAACACUAAGCAUCACAGUGGUGUAAAUUCCACUGUGAUAAUAAUAAAAUUAUAAAAUCAUAAAAUC
Aspergillus sclerotioniger CBS 115572 is the source of this 941-nucleotide messenger RNA. RefSeq lists its product as uncharacterized. The coding region runs from base 414 to 797 and encodes 127 amino acids. The transcript has a single exon. NCBI's taxonomy places the organism in Eukaryota, Fungi, Ascomycota, Eurotiomycetes, Eurotiales, Aspergillaceae. The record is from RefSeq and is a predicted model, not a curated record.